AUGGCGAAGGAUGCGAGAAGUACGUUCGAAAUCAUCGAUGAGCGGGGGUGCCCCGUAGACCCGACCAUCUUCCCCGCGUUCUUCCAGACGGACAGUAGUCUGCAGAGUUCGUACGAGGCGUUCCGAUUCACGGAAUCGUACGGCGUCAUUUUUCAGUGCAACGUCAAGUACUGCAUCGGAAAAUGUGAACCGGUAAUAUGCAACCACGGCAGGGAGAACUCCGAAUCGUGGGGACGAAGAAAACGAGCUGCGAGCACCAUGCGCAACUCCGAUGAAAUGACCCUCAGUCAGGAAAUCCUGGUACUCGAUUUCAGCGAAGAACCAGCAGCAAGGUCAAUGACGGAAAAGCCACCUUCAGCCAACGAAUCGCUAAGUUUCGAGGAGACAGUGCAACUGAUGGACAAGUGCGCUUCCAAGAAUUCUGUGAUGGCCCUGAGCAUAACGGCGGCCUCCCUGCUGGUCAUCUAUAUUUGCACCGUGGCGUACUUCGUAGCACACAGAAGGGUGAAAAACUUGCCUUGA
Messenger RNA from Ornithodoros turicata, 522 nucleotides. RefSeq lists its product as uncharacterized. The transcript has 4 exons. NCBI's taxonomy places the organism in Eukaryota, Metazoa, Arthropoda, Arachnida, Ixodida, Argasidae. The record is from RefSeq and is a predicted model, not a curated record. Bases 1 to 522 code for a protein of 173 amino acids.